Messenger RNA from Brugia malayi, 1272 nucleotides. RefSeq names its product NOP seven associated protein 1, putative. The coding region runs from base 1 to 1272 and encodes 423 amino acids. The transcript is spliced from 9 exons. NCBI's taxonomy places the organism in Eukaryota, Metazoa, Nematoda, Chromadorea, Rhabditida, Onchocercidae. Gene Ontology annotation, molecular function: protein binding. Gene Ontology annotation, biological process: ribosomal large subunit biogenesis. The record is from RefSeq and is a predicted model, not a curated record. Gene Ontology annotation, cellular component: nucleolus; preribosome, large subunit precursor.
AUGGAUUGCUUUGUUGGCGCGUCAACGGGUGCUUUGAAAGGUAUUUCUUUCAAGGAUAGCGCUUUCAGUAAUGUGAACCAGAUUACUUCUUUGAAUCCGAAGCAAGAUGAAAUAACUUGUAUGAGCUGGGCGAAUGAAGAUCAAACGGAAUUGUUAACAGUCCAAAUGGAUAAGCAGCUGAGAUUGCUUGAUACAACUUCGAAUGAAUACACGACACUCUUUUCUUUGGGUAGUGGCAGUGGUGCAGUUAAGGGAAUCAAAAGGACUGCAGUAGGAACAUAUGUAUCAGCAGUUGAGUCUGGUGAACUUUCUGUCUCUUUGCCAUCUGGAGAAAUAGUUAAGGAGUUGAACGCAGGAAAUAACCUAAUCGUGAUGGUACCCAAUUGUGAGCAAGAAGGGCAUUACGCAACCGGUGGCAAAGAGAAUCCUUUAAAAAUAUGGGAUAUUGAGAAAGGCGAAAAAAUUUUUACUGCUAAAAACGUACGACCAGAUGAACUGCAGCUUAGAGUACCAAUAUGGGUUAAUGAUAUACGAUUUAUACCAAAAUCGCAAAACAUUGUAACAGUCACUGGUAAACAUCAGAUAAGACUUUACGAUCCUCGCACACAACGGAGACCAGUAAAGGAGAUGGUGUGGGCAGAGGAGCCACUGACUGCAAUGUCUUUGUGUCGAAACGAAAUGCAUAUAGUUGCUGGCAAUACUCGUGGUGAUAUAGGAUUAUUUGAUUUACGAAACAAAAUGCAUAUGGUGUGUAAAUAUAAGGGUUGUGCUGGUUCGAUCAGUGGAAUUGAUGCGCAUCAAUCAGCUGAAUAUAUCGCCUCCUGUUCCAUUGAUCGAUUUGUAAGACUGCAUGAAUUGAAUUCAAAAAAACUUGUUAAAAAGGUUUACUGUAAAGCUCGUUUGAAUCGAAUUUUACUGCGUGAUAAACUUUCCAUCCUUAAUAAUGAGGAUGAAAGCAAGCAGGAAAUGGAAAAUUAUGAUGAUUGGUUGAAAAUCGAGGAUAAUGAUGACAAUGGAAGUAGUGAGGACGAAGCGUUGUGGAAUGACAUGAAACAAAAUAAAGAAGGGAAUAUGAAGAGGAAAUUGAGGGAGGACGAUCUCGAAAAAGUGAUUAAGAAACCAAAGUCUUUGGAAGUGAGAAAACGAAAAAUUAAUGCCAUGAAGUCAGAUAUUUCAAAAAGAAAGAAGCUGAUAAGACCGAAAAGGAAAAACGAAGGUGAUGAUGAAGCGGCAAUCACGCUUCCAUCUAAAAAAUUAGUCCAAAUUAGUUAG